Molecule: messenger RNA, 3344 nt
Organism: Perca fluviatilis (European perch)
Lineage: Eukaryota; Metazoa; Chordata; Actinopteri; Perciformes; Percidae
Gene: npy2r
Product: neuropeptide Y receptor Y2
Exons: 2
Coding region: 110-1252 (380 amino acids)
Biological process (GO): G protein-coupled receptor signaling pathway
Cellular component (GO): membrane
Molecular function (GO): neuropeptide Y receptor activity
Source: RefSeq, a predicted model, not a curated record
AUUGCUGUUGUCUUUUGAAUAGCACAGGAAAGAGAAGAAGCAUUACAAAAGCUUUUACGAAACUUUGCUGGAGGCAGAAACAAUGAGAGGAAUCUGAAAACAUCUGCAGAUGGAGAGUGACUUCUGGAGACUGUCCGCCAUGGAUUCAGCAGAUCAACUCAACAUGACUCAAGUGGAAGAAUUCCAACUUGAACCUAAAUCUUCCAACUGCUGCUCAACUACCGGCACAGUAAAUGAUGAGCCCUUUUUGAAGCUGGAUGACAGCACAAAGCUGGUUGGAGUUCGAGUAAGUCUCAUUCUUGCUUACAGCACAAUCAUAUUGUUUGGAGUCAUCGGAAACUCCUUAGUGAUAUACGUUGUCUGCAAGUUUAAACAUCUACGGACUGUCAACAAUUUCUUCAUUGUAAACUUAGCUGUGGCAGACUUGCUGGUGAAUGCGCUGUGUUUGCCUUUCACCCUUGUCAACACUCUGUAUGGCGAGUGGAAGUUUGGUCAGGUGUUGUGCUUCAUGCUGCCCUACUCUCAAGGCCUGGCCGUGCACGUGUCCACCAUCACCAUGAACGUCAUCGCCGUGGACCGCCACAGGAGCAUUGUCUACCACAUGGAGACCAAGAUGUCCAAAGACAUGUGCGCUGUGGUCAUUGUCAUCACAUGGGCUGUCAGCGCCCUUUUGGCCAGCCCGCUUGCCAUCUUCAGGGAGUACGGGACGUUCGUCAUACUACCACACCUGUCUAUUCAGGUGUGUACGGAGCAUUGGCCGGGAAGCAGCGCAAACGGAAGCAUCUACAGUAUAUCAGUGCUUCUGGUUCAAUGCGGUUUACCUCUGGCUAUCAACUGCGUUGCAUACAUCAGCAUCUGGAAUAAGCUGAAUAAUCGUGUGGUUUACAUAGGUCGAAAUGACCGCCGUCUGCACAGGAAGAAGACCACUAAGAUGCUGGUGACCAUGGUUGUGGUUUUCGCUGUCAGCUGGUUGCCUUUACAUGCAUUCCAGUUGGCUGUUGACAUUGACAGCACGUUGUUGUUUAUGAAGGAUUUCAAGCUGCUUUUCACGGUGUUCCACAUUGUGGCAAUGUGCUCGACGUUUGUCAAUCCCAUACUGUACGGGUGGAUGAACAACAACUACAGGGUGGCCUUUUUGUCCGUGUGUAAGUGUUACCAUCCCUUCAGUUCACAGUUAGGACACUCCAAAAGCAGAGAGACACAAAAAAAUGAAGACGGGGUUUGUACAGAUUGCAAAUCAACAAAUGUCUAAGUUGCACAUACAAAGAAGGUUCAUUGGUAAUCAUUUGCAGAAAUGCACGAUUUGUAUUUCGGUUUGUGUGGAUAUUUUCAGGGAUGAUGAAAACUACAUAUGGGUUGGAAGAAAUUAUUGAAAUGUUUGAAAAAGGGCCUCAACUUUAAAGUGACUAAAUUAAAACUGCGACAAAAGGGGGGUCAUGCUAACUCUCAUUCCAAUCAAUACUUGACAACUCACUCACAAGUAUUAUGAGUAAAACCAUGAUGGAUAUUCUUCUUUGUUGAUGCAGUUUUUCUGUUUGGCUUGUUUCUCAUUUUUCCAACAAGUCCGCGAAACCGUACGACCACAUAGGUCAAUUGUUCUCUGCCCUCUACUGCGACCCAUAGGGCUUUUUUUCUGUCCUCAUACCUAAAGGUAAUGGUAGCUUUUUUAAACACUACAUUGUGAAGUGGUCGCAGUUUGGUUAAGUUUGGGCACAAAAAUUUGGUUAGGUUCAGGAAACAAUUGUGACCUUAAGCAUACACAGUAUAAUUUAGUCAAAAUAUCUCUAUCAACCAUUAAAUCAGCUGUAAAAGGGGGACUAAAUUAUUUUACCUCAUUCUCCACUUAAGUUGAAUUCUGGAAAUGAUUGUUUUAAAUAUCCUUUUAUAUCUUAUUAUCUAAAAAGGUCAGCACUGUAUUCAGAGUAUACACUUAACUGCUGAAAACCAUCACUGUGGGGAGAAAAUACAACACAAUAAUCUGCUAACAAUACAAAAGAUAAUAAUUAUUUACAAGAGGACAAAACAAAACACCCACAUAAGUCACCCAUAUACAGUUUAAACAAUAAUGGUGGUGGCUAAUCCCGUUUCUGACAUGAAAAGUUACUAACCUGUAUGGUCUAUAUAUAUAAUACUAAUUAUGAGUAUUUAGAUUCCCCUCUAACCCUCAUUUUCCAGGUUGAUUUUGAAGCAUCUAAAAACACAUGACUAUGCUGAAAUUGUGACUAUGAUACCUGUCAAUAAUUGAAGAUGAUAUCUUUUAAACGUCUUUCCAAAAUUCAUUGUAAUAAUUACUUAGCAACUUUCUGGCCUAUUACUUUCAUUUGGGCAAAAUUAAGAGGAGAGCCUAUUUAAAUUGGUGCCCUUUUAAAGUCGCAUCAUCUGCAAUCAUAUCAGUUAUAUAAUCAUAUAUGUUUCACAACUACAAAACCUCAGUGUUUGUCCCUUGUAUGAUGUACAUGUUACAGUGUACAUCUCUUGAGGUUGUUCUGUGCUAUUCAUGAGUAGCUCAACCUACCUGACAUACUUGAUUAUGAUAUUGUUACCACCGCUAGUAUCAUAUAAAGUCAUAACAACUUUUGAAUGUAUUUUCGAUGUAUAUCUAUAUCUAUAUGUAUAUGAACAAUAAGAAGGCAGGGUUUUGUUUUUCAUACUCGCGUUGUUGCUCCUUUUUAGAACAAUUCAUAACUGGAAAAUGAUGUCAUAACUAGAGCAUUUGUAGAUAUUUGGACAUAUUAAUGUGCUGAGGAAACUUCAUUUUGUCUAUUGUCUAUGAUAUGUUAUAUAAGUAAAAUCUACAGCUGUUAACAAUCAGGAAUUUACUGCUUUCAAAAAAAGAAAGGUAAAUCACGAACGUCCAUAGAGGGACCAGACAGGGAUGCCAUCUUUCCUCUUUGCUGUUUGUACUGGCCCUGUAAUCAAGUUAUAGACAUAAUUCCUUUUUCAGAACAACCUGUGCUAUCAAGAUAUAUAUGCUGCAGGGAUGCCACAUGAAUGUAUAAAGUGUUAUAUGAAUAUUAAGACAAAAAACUAAACAGAAAAUGUUUUCCCAAAUCUUGGCAAUCAAGAGGGGCAAUAAAAAAAACACUAACUAGCACGAAGAGGUAGAGUGGCUUGUCCUCUGAUCGCAUGGUUGUCGGUUCCAAAACUCUGUCCACAUGUGGGCAAGACAAUGGUCCAGCAGUUUGCAUGGUAGACUGCCGCUAUUGGUGUAUUAGAGUCGUGGGUGAAUGAGAGGCAUAUUUGUGAAGUGCUGUAUAAAUGCAGUCCGUUUGCCAUUUACUAAGACGUCAUUUCUCUGGGUGGUGAUGGAGUGGAUAUGACACAUGCCUUUGGUGUGGGAGAUC